Neofelis nebulosa (Clouded leopard) is the source of this 3762-nucleotide messenger RNA. It is a transcript of the gene TMC5, whose product is annotated as transmembrane channel like 5. The coding region runs from base 383 to 3514 and encodes 1043 amino acids. Gene Ontology annotation, cellular component: plasma membrane. The record is from RefSeq and is a predicted model, not a curated record. Gene Ontology annotation, molecular function: mechanosensitive monoatomic ion channel activity. The transcript is spliced from 21 exons. Lineage: Eukaryota; Metazoa; Chordata; Mammalia; Carnivora; Felidae.
UCUUUUUAGUGCACUGAUGCCAAGAGUAUUGUUGAGAGGGCAGGGUUGGGGUUCAGGAAGAAAGAAAUACACAGUUUGGGCUCCAAGUUGGGGCUUCCUCUGCCAUAGGCUGGUAAAUAGCUGCUGUCUGGAAGCUGGGUGGCCAGGCCCAGCAGUGUGACUAAGAGAGCAAGUGGGGCUGUGUCUAAGGCAGAAGACGAAGGGCCUUAUGGGUUAGUGUUUAAAAAAAAAAAGAAGAGAGAGCGAGAGAGAGGACCCGCUGUCUCCGCAGGGUGGAGAGGAAACGCCAGGACGGAGGGCAGGUUAAAAAAAAAAAAAGAUCCCUGAGUAACUACAAAUGCAGGAACAUUUUAACAUUCCACGGUAAAGAAGCUUUACCAGCAUGUCUGCCUACUACAGGAACUAUGGCUAUGAGGAAGAUCCAGAUUACCCUGAAUAUUCAGGAUCUCAGAACUGGACAUGGGGGGAUUUGAAAACUCAGGAUUCUCCAGAUUCUCCAGGUGUUCUGAACAACUCAGACUACCCUGGCAUCAGGAACAACCCAUACUCUGAAGACUCCAGAACAACGUCAGACUAUCCCAGGUCUCUAGCAGACCCAGAUUAUCCUAGAUCUUGGAGUAAUCCAGAUCAGCCUGGCACCAGAAACACUCCAUUCUCUACUGGUUCCAGACGAAGUUCAGAGUAUCCUGGGUCUCUGGCAGAGCCAGAUUAUCCUGGAUCUCAGAGUAAUCCAGGCUACCCUGGCACCAGGAACAAUCCAUACUCUGCAGGCUCCAGAAGAAGUUCAGACUAUCCCAAAUUUCUGGCAGAGCCAGAUUACAUUGGAUCUUUGAGUGAACCAUACCAUCCAGUCUCAUUCAGAGAGCCAGACUACUCUAAAUCCCAACAAAAUUCUGAUUUUGCAGGUUCCAGAAGCAGUAGAAACUAUGCAGGCUCCAGAACAAAUCCUGAUUAUCUGGACUCUUUGGGAGAACCAGACUACCCUGGAGUUCAGGGAAACUCUGACUACCCUGGCUCCAGAGCCAUGUCCAACCAUCCAGGCUCUAGAAGGAAUCCAGAAUUUGCUGGUUCCAGAAUCAAUCCAUACAUAGACACUCUAGGAGAGCCUGAUUAUCCAGGUGCUGAGAAUCAACCUAAUUCUCCAAACUUUUUUGGGGAACCAGACUAUCCCAGGACUGAGAAUUAUCAGAACUCUCCAAACUUUUGGGGGAAGCCUGAUUACCCAGCUGCUGAGGAUGGUCAUGAUUAUGGCUCUUCUGAGACUUCAGAAACGACUAGAGAGGUAUUCAGUAGAACAUCUUCAAUCCAGCCCUCAUUUCGUCGUAGGGGUGAUAGCCCCUCGGGCAUCUUUGGGAGAAAGAAUGAUGAUUACCCUGAAAGCAUUGCAAUGAAAUCCAUGGAGACGGCAAAUCCAUAUGACUCUGUGCCCGGGGCUCCUGGCAGUGGCUGUGUGAACCCUGCUUCUGUGGGUGAAAGUAACCCCCGCCCAGUUUAUGGAAACCCACCAUUGUCUGGAUGUGACUGGCACAAGUCACCCCAAGGACAAAAGUUAAUCGCAUCUUUGAUACCAAUGACCUCUAGAGACAGAAUUAAAGCCAUCAGGAAUCAGCCAAGAACCAUGGAAGAGAAAAGGAACCUUAAGAAAAUGGUUGACAAAGAGAAAAGUAAGCAAUCCCACCGUAUCCUUGAGCUCAACUGCUGUGCUCAGUGUCUGAACUCCAUUUCACGGGCUUACCGUAGAUCUAAGAACAGCCUGUCAGAACUGCUCAGUUACAUCAGCCUAUGGCAGAAGACGUUCAAGGUCAUUGGAGGCAAGUUUGGAACGAGCGUCCUCUCCUAUUUUAACUUUCUGAGGUGGCUUUUGAAGUUCAACAUUUUCUCGUUCAUCGUGACCUUCAGCUUCAUCAUCAUCCCUCAGUUUACUGUGCCUGAAAAGAACACCCUCCAAUUCACCGGAUUGGAAUUUUUCACCGGGGCGGGUUAUUUUCAGGACACGGUGAUGUACUAUGGCUUUUACACCAACUCUACGGUCCAACACGGGAGCAGUGGGGCACCCUACAACAUGCAGCUGGCCUACAUCUUCACAAUCGGAGCGUGUUUGAUCGUCUGUUUUUUCAGUUUGCUAUUUAGCAUGGCCAGGUAUUUCCGGAACAACUUUAUUAACCCUCACAUCUACUCCAGAGGCAUCACUAAACUUAUUUUCUGCUGGGACUUCACCAUCACUCAUGAAAGAGCUGUCAAGUUGAAACAGAAGAAUCUUAGCACGGAGAUAAGGGAAAACCUGUCAGAAAUCCGUCAGGAGAACGUCAAGUUAACGCUCAAUCAGCAGCUGAUCCACGUGUUGGCCCACCUGGCAGCCUGGGUCGUCUCUACUGGAGUGGCCAUUGCCUGCUGCGUAGCUGUUUAUUACCUGGCUGAGAACAACUCAGAGUUCCUGAAGAACCACCAGAACCCUGGAGCAGUGCUGUUACUGCCUUUCCUCGUGUCCUGCAUCAACCUGGCAACGCCACGCCUCUACUCCCUGUUCAGGCUGGUGGAGAGGUAUGAGACGCCGAGGCGCGAAGUCUACAUCCUCCUCAUCCGAAACAUCUUUCUGAAAAUAUCAAUCAUUGGAAUCCUUUGUUACUAUUGGCUCAACAUUGUGGCCCAGGCUGGUGAAGAGUGUUGGGAAACUCUCAUUGGCCAGGAAAUCUACCGGCUCCUUCUGAUGGAUUUUGUAUUCUCUUUAGCUGAUUCCUUACUGGGGGAAUUCCUGAGGAGACUCAUUGGAAUGCGGUUUCCAAUGAGCCUUGGUUUACAGGAGUUUGACAUCGCCAGGAACGUCCUAGAACUGAUCUAUGCACAAACUCUGGUGUGGAUUGGAACCUUCUUCUGCCCUCUGCUGCCCUUUAUCCAAAUGAUUACUCUUUUCAUCAUGUUUUAUGUCAAAAACAUCAGCCUGAUUAUGAAUUUCCAGCCUCCGAGCAAAGCCUGGCGAGCCUCACAGAUGAUGACUUUCUUCAUCUUCUUGCUCUUUUUCCCAUCCUUCACCGGGGUCCUGUGCACCCUGGCCAUCACCAUCUGGAGAUUGAAACCUUCAGCUGAUUGUGGCCCAUUUCGAGGUCUGCCCUUCUUCAUUCACUCCAUCUACAGCUGGAUCGAUACCCUGAGUAAAAGGUCCGGCUACCUGUGGGUUGUUUGGAUCUACCAGAACCUCAUCGGAAGCGUGCACUUCUUUUUCAUCCUCACCCUCAUUGUGUUAAUCAUCACCUAUCUUUACUGGCAGAUCACAGAGGGAAGGAAGAUUAUGAUCAGAUUGCUCCAUGAACAGAUUAUUAAUGAGGGCAAAGAUAAAAUGUUCCUGAUAGAAAAGUUGGCCAAGCUGCAGGAUAUGGAGAAGAGAGCAAACACCAGCUCGUUCAGCAUGGAAAGGAGGGAUGUAGAGCAAACAAGCCCUUUGCAUGUCAGGGAACACAAUGCUGCUCAUGACCUGCGAUUUAGGCGAUCAGUUCAAGAAGAGAAUCCAAAGGUGUAAUGUUUAUUGCGGCAGCCACACACCCGUCAAAUGAAAAUACCAAGAUGGAACAACUUCUUACAUGACCCCUGGGCCUUUUGGAGCUUCCCAGGAGGGAAUUUAAAUCAUUAGCCAGGAGCAGAAACUGACCACAGUGUAAAUGCUGAAGUAAAUUUGGCCAUUUCCUGCUGGUUUUUUAUACCUGGAUUGCUGAUUUCCCAAGAUAAAAUAUUUGGGAUUUUAAAAUAAAGACUAUUGUAACAUUUAAA